This is a messenger RNA of Neoarius graeffei (lesser salmon catfish), 4066 nucleotides long. It is a transcript of the gene ahcyl2b, whose product is annotated as adenosylhomocysteinase like 2b. Gene Ontology annotation, biological process: L-methionine cycle. The coding region runs from base 55 to 1839 and encodes 594 amino acids. Gene Ontology annotation, cellular component: cytosol. Lineage: Eukaryota; Metazoa; Chordata; Actinopteri; Siluriformes; Ariidae. The transcript is spliced from 17 exons. The record is from RefSeq and is a predicted model, not a curated record.
CCGGUUGUGUGUUGAUCUCUCGGCUCGGUAAAAACAGCACUGUGGGUUGCCGCGAUGUCAGUUCAGUUUGUAGCUGCGAAAAUGGCUGAGGUCGAGCUGAAAGACGUCCCUAAGAAAGAAGUGCCCGUUGUUUCACCUGUUGCAUCUAAGACAGAUGAAAAAGGCUCGUUAAACAACGAGGCCACUGUUUCGGCAUCGUCUUCCCUGCCGGAGCCCGGUGUCAGGGGCGAGCCGAGUCCUGUGAACCCGAACCCGGUGAAGAUGCCUCAGGCGUCCGCGAUGAAGCGACCGGACCCGCAACAAAACGGUGGCGAGGCGUUCGUUAACAGUGACGGCACGGUCGCUGAGGCCCCUCGGAUGAAAAAGCAGAUCCAGUUUGCAGACCAGAAGCAGGAGUUCAACAAACGGCCCACCAAGAUCGGACGCCGCUCUCUGUCUCGCUCCAUCUCUCAGUCUUCUACAGAUAGCUACAGCUCAGCUGCCUCCUACACCGAUAGCUCGGAUGAUGAGACCUCUCCACGAGACAAGCAGCAGAAGAACUCCAAGGGUAAUGGAGACUUCUGCAUUAAGAACAUCAAGCAGGCGGAGUUUGGCCGCAGAGAGAUAGAAAUUGCUGAGCAAGAGAUGCCUGCUCUCAUGGCUCUGAGGAAAAGAGCUCAGGGAGAAAAGCCCCUAGCUGGAGCUAAAGUGGUGGGCUGCACCCACAUCACAGCCCAAACUGCUGUGCUGAUGGAGACACUGUCUGCAUUGGGUGCUCAGUGCAGGUGGGCUGCCUGUAACAUCUAUUCCACCCAGAACGAGGUGGCAGCUGCCCUGGCAGAGGGAGGAUUCUCUGUGUUUGCUUGGAAGGGUGAGUCUGAGGAUGAUUUCUGGUGGUGCAUCGAUCGCUGCGUGAACGUGGAGAGUUGGCAACCCAACAUGAUCCUGGAUGAUGGUGGAGACCUGACACACUGGAUCUAUAAGAAAUACCCCAACAUGUUCAAGAAGAUCAAGGGCAUUGUGGAGGAAAGUGUGACUGGAGUUCACAGACUGUAUCAGCUGUCAAAGGCUGGUAAACUGUGUGUGCCUGCCAUGAACGUCAAUGACUCUGUCACCAAGCAGAAAUUUGACAACCUGUACUGCUGCCGCGAGUCCAUCCUGGAUGGUCUGAAGAGGACCACAGAUGUGAUGUUUGGAGGAAAACAAGUGGUAGUGUGUGGUUAUGGAGAGGUUGGAAAAGGCUGCUGUGCUGCUCUGAAGGCAAUGGGCUCCAUUGUGUAUGUCACAGAAAUCGACCCUAUUUGUGCUUUGCAGGCCUGCAUGGAUGGUUUCAGACUGGUCAAACUGAAUGAGGUCAUCAGACAAGUGGACAUUGUCAUCACCUGCACGGGGAAUAAGAAUGUGGUAGUGAGGGAAAACCUGGACCGUAUGAAGAACGGCUGCAUCGUCUGUAACAUGGGCCACUCUAACACUGAGAUCGAUGUGGCCAGUCUGAGGACCCCUGAGUUGACCUGGGAGCGUGUGAGAUCACAGGUGGACCAUGUGAUCUGGCCUGAUGGCAAGAGAAUAGUGUUACUUGCAGAGGGUCGCCUCCUCAACCUAAGCUGUUCUACUGUGCCCACAUUUGUCCUGUCCAUCACAGCCACAACCCAGGCUCUGGCUCUGAUAGAACUGUACAAUGCUCCAGAGGGCCGCUAUAAACAGGAUGUUUACCUGCUGCCUAAGAAAAUGGAUGAGUAUGUGGCCAGCCUUCAUCUGCCCACAUUUGAUGCCCACCUCACUGAGCUGAGCGACGAGCAGGCCAAGUAUCUAGGCCUAAACAAAAACGGGCCCUUCAAGCCAAAUUACUACAGGUAUUAAAGCACCUCGCCAAUGGAAAAUGAAGACUAUAGAAUUUAGCCAGAUUCAUCAAUCCAGGGGAAGCAGGGGUUCGACCUCUCUGUCAGGGGGGAGGGAGAGGCUCUGUGCUGAUUGGCUGGAGCCUCGGGCGUGGCUUACAAUGGCUGCGACGUUUUUUUUAUUUAUUUUCUGCUACAAAUAGCAUAACUCUAAUCCUUUUAUGAGCUGCUGCUGCUAGUGGCCCAUCCUAGCACCAUCUUUAUGGAGAUUUCACCCUUUCAUCCUCUUUAGAUUCAUGUGUUAGUUGUCUAUAAUCUAUUUAGAAAUCUUUUGUUUAACAUUGGCUAAGCUGAUUUGACGAAGCUGAAAAAAGAAACUAAUGUAUUAUUUUUGACCUUUAAUGAUUUUUGUGUUGGACAUGCAGUUUGUCCUUUUGUCUUUUAUUUUCUACUUCUUCUGUGGGGUUCUUUCUUUCUUUCUAUGAAAUGCUGGGUUGGGACGUGGUUAUGGCUGGGUCCAAGGGUCUCAAUGAUAUGAUAUGAUAUGAUAUAUUCUCUUUCCUUUGUUCAUGUUAUUGAGAAGUAAUUAUUUAAAAAAAAAACCAAAAAAAAACCAAAAAAAAAAGAUUUUUAGUCAAAUUUUAGGAUUUGGAGUUUUUCAGUUCUUAAUCACAAUAAGCUUGUCAAAUUUUAACUGGACACUGAUAAAUGUGGGGACAGAGCCUCUUUACCCCACUGUCACUACAACUGGACACAGAUUAUUUCCGUGGCCAGACUGUGACCAUCUCAGCCUGUCUCCCAAAGAGGUGUGUGCUUUUUCGGUAUUGAAAUGAAGCCAGUAUUAAUGUUUUAAAAUGUUCCCUCUGUUGAGCAUUUCUCACACUGUAGGUCUUGAUUUUCUUAUCACAAUAUUACAGAUGCUUUUCAAGCUGUAUAAUCAUUCACAGGGGUGUAUAUUUAAAUAUUUAUACAGAAAACUAAGAUUUUUCUAUCUUCUACUUCCUGUUUCUGUUCCCAUUAAAUCAUCCUGUAUUAAUAUAGAGAUAAGCAAAUUAAAUGUUCUAUUGCAUUUUAGUGUAAUGUUAAAUGUACUGAAACAUUCAAUUUAUAUACUGUGAAGUAAAGAUUAUUUUGAUGAAAUACCAAAUGUAUAGUCAGGCCGGUACCCAGUUUCUUUGCCAGGCCCUCCAAGAUUUGUCUAAAAUGAGGGGAUUAGGUGAAACAGAGCGAUUUUGGUGCACAUUUCAGUGUUUUAAGGGGUGUUUGGAACAAACUGCUUUGACGUAACUGUUCUCAAAGCUGUCUUGACUGAAUGGCUUAUUGAAAUGGGACAAAAUCCGGCCGUUUAUUUCACUACACUUUUAAAAUGAGCUUUCAUCCUUGAUCAACUCUGUAUGUUUCUCAUGAAGAGAGUGAAGUGCUUCAGACUUCAUAUAGCUGUGCUUCCUGUGCCAUUUUCUGCUUUUACUGCAUAGCAAAACGGUUUAUUGUGACCAACAAAAUACACAAGUCUUAGAUUUUAGUGCUAAUACAUCAGAUCCACGCAUCUCUACAUUGGUUUUGUAUGUCUAUUCUGAUUAUAAAGUGUUAAGCAGGUCUCACCUCACUGGUCCUCCUAAGGUGGUGAUGUCACGCGCAGCAUUACUACACCACACACCUAAAACACUUCAUUAAAUCCCACAGCAGUCACUCUGUCAUAUUUUACACCCCAAAUGCACAUAGUGUUAAGUUUAUGUACCGGAGCCCUAAACUGUAUCACCAUGUUCAAGUUCGAGUUAUUGCCCCAGCUGUUUGUCAGUUUCUCCAUCUGUCUGUGUUUAGUCGACAACACUUGUGCUGACCUUGACGUGUCUUAAUUUUCUUGUUAAUUUCUUUUAUUUUUUCUGUCUGUCUGUUUGAGUGUGCAUACAUUUACGUGUAUGUUUGAGAGGGCGCGUGUGUGUGUACAGGUUUUUUGCAAGGUCAGAAUUUUGUCGCAGUGUUGCUGUUGACUCAGGAUCCAAGCCUUUGUCUAAGGCUGACAUGAUCAGUGGCUCCACAGCAGCAUGCGCAGCGAGUUAACACCAGCAUCUCAACUGAGCUUAGUAGGAACUAAAUCAGAUCCACUCCUGUAUUUAUUGUAUUCAGUACAAAUACCAGAAUCUUUAAUGUUACUUUGUCAAACAAUGUUUAAAUAUUUCAAAUUGAUGGUAGAUGAGCAAUAAUCAGUAUGUAACCUGAAAGAAUAAAAUAAAAGCUAUAAAAAUGUA